Molecule: messenger RNA, 6918 nt
Organism: Nymphaea colorata (pocket water lily)
Lineage: Eukaryota; Viridiplantae; Streptophyta; Magnoliopsida; Nymphaeales; Nymphaeaceae
Product: putative disease resistance protein RGA1
Exons: 2
Coding region: 3281-6793 (1170 amino acids)
Biological process (GO): defense response to other organism
Molecular function (GO): ADP binding
Source: RefSeq, a predicted model, not a curated record
CUCUCUCUCUCUCUCUCUCUUGUUCUUCUGCCUUUGCUACAGAUCUCUCUGCUUCUGUUGCCGGAAAAGGUGUGUUCUCUGCCUUUCGCUGCAUACUUCUUUGCUCAUGUCGCUAAACUCCAAAUUCUUUUUAAUCUGUGAAUUCGAUGCUAAGCAUUUUUUAGUGUGUUUCCUUAGUUUUGUUCUUUUCAGUAGUAAAAAUUGGCUCUUCCUAGGGUUCUUUGUCUUUUCAGCGUCGAGAGAAAGAGAGUUGUCCAGUCUCUCAAUUUAGUUAAAGCAGUUUAUGAGGCUGCUUGAAUCGGUACUUAGAUUCUGCAAGUUUACUGAUCAGUGGAAAAGGGGAGGAAGGCUUUAAUCUCUCUUUCUCUCCCUCUCUUUCUUUUAACCCUUCGCCCUCUGCUUCUCAGUUUUCGCCUUAUACUUGGCAGCUGUGGUUAUUAGCUGUUGGUGGCCGAGCACAACAGGGUCUUUAGAGACACAGCAGCUUUAGCAGACUCUAUUGACUACUUGGAGAAGACAGAGAGAUGUGCAUCUUGCACUUCUCCUUGGCUUCCUUCCCUCUUUGUUCUCCUUUCUCUGUUCUACAUGUUCUUUGGUUGCUUUCUUUUCUUUGUUUUUGUUUUUUGCCGUUUUUUCCUUGUUCGCGACUAUUUGUCGCCUCAUUUUCGUUGAUGAAUUCUCAUUUUGUCGCUCUUUGUCUCUUUCUCUUUCUUCUCUCUCUAAAGCUAGUGACCCAAGUCAAUGACUUGCUACAACUAUAUACAAACCACCAGCGACCGCCAGGUCGAGGAUUGACUGCUAGCUCCUCCUCCCAACUCUCGUGGCACUCACGACAGCGUUUACUAUGACUUAUUAGUAUAGCCCGUCAUAUAACUUGUUUUAUAUGAAAAAAUUGCAAAAAAACGUCUCAAUUUUAGACAAAUGGCAAACAGGAUCCUGUGAUUUUAAAGGUUUCGACUUUACAGCCUCUCUUUUGCAGGUUUAUAUCAACAGGCGAUCCAGCUUAUUGAACAAGGGAUGGAGGGAUCCGGACGCAUGACCAUUGCCUGGCUAUGCUCCUAGUGGUGGUGGCUUGCCACCUCUGACCACAUGUUCUUCUCCUUCAUCUGCCAAAAGUAUGGUCGAUAGCUAACCACACACUUGGUGCCAUGGUUUUUGCAUGACUCCUACUUGUUGGUCAUAUUCAUAUUAACAAGAUGGAAUUGUAUUGUGCACACAACAAAUAAAAAGGGGAAAGGUUUAAGUAUUGUUUUAUAAUAAAGUGUACUUGUUAGACUUUUGCAUAUCUUUUUUUUCACUUUAUCAAGGGUAUUUUAGGCAUUACACACUUCUAUGUGUGCAUAAAGGCGACCAGUUUCGCAUAUUGACACUAUUGACCAUCUGCAGCAUCUUGGUUUCAAUCUGACUAGUUGGUAUACCCCUUGCCUACUUGCUGGCUACAUUUGGUUUCCACUUGGCUAGUUGGUGUAUCCUUUGUCGUUCUACAAAAGAAUCUUUUCAACCUUUUUACCUCUUGCUCAUUGUUCUGUUAGCUCCUCUGCCACCCUCGGCCCUCCUUAUCCCGCUACAUCCCCAACCUGAUAUAUUGUUGGUGGCGGAUUUGGGAGGAGCAUAACAAUAGGUUAGAGGGUUUUUAAGAGAUCAAGUUGUGUUCACACAAUAAAUCUAUACCGUAUAAAAAAUUGAGGGUUUAGGGCAUUUUAGAAAUUUUUAUAAAAAGGUGUUAGUUUUUUAGUUCUUAACUUUUUCAUAAUCAAAUUUUUAUUUUCGUAAGAAACUCCAUUUUUUACUUUAAUCAAAAGCAUUUUAGUCAUUAUAGAUCCAAACUGACUAGUUUUUAGCAGGGUAGUUGGUAUGGCUGCACAAUCAAUCAAGCCAGCUCGAGUUCGACUCAAACUUACUUGCCAAAACUCGACUCAAGUUCGAUUCGUUUACAAGCGAGCUUGAAAUGUUAAACGACUACAGUUCGAGUUGUAAGAACUCGACUGGGCUCGACUACAUAAUGAAUGUUGAUUUACAAGAAGAUAAUAGUUAAGCGAGCACCAACUAAAUGAGUUAAAAGAAACGAUACAUGUUUAACAUAAAUGAGUUAAGCAAGUAUUGUUCCAUCUCCAAUUAUUGCCAAAAAGGAAAUUGUGCACCAAUUUUUCAACAAAACUAUUUUCAUUGAUUCUCAACAUCCUAUACACUGUCGACCUAAACGGCUAAAUCGUGAUUUGUCGGAAACAAAAAAAAAGUCCAAUCUAGAGAUCUGUAAUACCAGCUUGCCUCAUUAGUUUUAUGCAGAGGAUAGAUUAUCUUGAUGAUGGGUGAUAUUUAAGGAUUUUCAGUAAUAUAGAAGAGAAAAAACUGAAUUUGGAUGAUCACAUUAUUGGGGAGAGAUUAAGGAGUAAACUUGUUCUUAAUAAAUCCGAAAAAAGUUUUCACCAAUAAAAAAACACAAAAAAAAAUUAUGGUUUUAGUUACUUAGAAAGGAGUGGCCUUUAUAAACAACUUGGGCAGCUCAAUAAAACAUCCAAAAAUCAGCAUGUUUUUGUUGGACAAGGGAAAGUUGCGUUUUGCAAUGUGCUCUAUAUAAUCCGUUCGGACAACAGGUUACGUGUAGACCUUUGUACAAAAAAAGUUAAGCACAACAGAGGUGUGUAAUACUUAAAUAUUCUAGAAAAUGUUUUAAAAAUAGAUUUUUAGAAGAACAAAAAAAGGUUAUGAAAAAAAGUUAAAAGUACAAAUAUACAUUUAUUUACAAAAGACUUUUAAAAUCUCCUAUCCCCCCUCUCUUUUUCCUUGUUGUACAUGUGUUGCGUGCAAGAUGUUCUAAAUUUACAAUAUAACCAGUUUAAGUUUGCUUUAUUUUAGGUUUUUUCAGCUUUAGUUUGUUCGCCGAGGAGCCGAUCCUUAUAAUUUAAUUUUGUAUACACUGUUUUAAUAUACAUAUCUAUUUUUUAUAUAAUGUUUUUGCUUUUUUAUACGCUGUAUUGGAUAAUGUGCUUUAUUAAUAACCAGCCCAAUAAUCUGGUUUUAUUUAAGUUUCCGUAUGCUUCGCUGUUGCCAUGAAGCUGUUUUAGCUUUUGUUACAUACGAUUAUGAGCAAUUGUCAUGUUCAGUGACCCCAAGCAUAAGAAAGGAUGAAAAACGAAGUGAAAUUUGAAACAUAUUAAAGCAAGAAGCAAGGUUUAAAACAUUAAUGCAAAUAAGUACAGUUGAGACAUAGUCCGUGUACCUGUUUAAGCUUCCACUUUCUGUCCGCAGUUGCUAAGAGUGAGCAUCUCAUAGUUUGUCCAUGCCUGCUUCUUUGUUUCUAAGGUGGAAAGAUUUCUCUCAGUUUGGCUCUGCCAUCAGCUGUAUUCUCAAGCAAACAGACAUGGCAGAAGAGCUCGCAAAGGCUGCCAUUUCCUCGCUGUUGAGUUCUGUGGAUUUGAUCAAAGCAAAGUUUAAUGCCUUCAAGAAUGCAGAAGGGGAGCUCAAGAAACUCGAGAGCAAGCUCGAGGAUAUUCGAGCAGCCAUUCAAACUGCAAACCGCAUGCCUUUUUUCAACAACGAGCGCGUCAGAGACUGGGUGUGGAAGCUAAAGGAUGUUCUCUAUGAUGCCGAGGACACCAUCGACGAAUACAGAACGAGCACCUCUUCGGGAAAGAAAAGAAAGGCCAUCAUGUCUGCUAGCAAGAGCUUUAAUCGUUACCAACUUGGAAAUAAUAUGAAGAGCAUAAAUGAAAGGCUCGAAGAAAUACACAGAGAGAGGGAGACAUUGGGUUUAUAUAAACUCUUUGAAGCUACACAAAGCAGUGGUACUGGUCAGAAUCCCACGAGUACUAAACAUUACAGAGAAACCACCUCCCUUAUAAGUUGGCAGGGUACAGUGGGCAGGGAGGUCGAUAAGAAAAGGAUAUUAGAAAGUCUCCAACUUAGAAGCUUUACCCAUGGUACAAAAUGUAAUGUCUCUGUCAUCUCGAUCACAGGGCAGGGGGGAAUUGGCAAAACAACUCUUGCUAAAAUGGUAUUUAAUGAAGUUGAAGAAGAGUUUGGGAAAAACAGAUGGUGGGUAUGUGUCUCAGAGAAACCAGACCUCAAGGAAUUGGUGAGAAAGAUACUAGAGUCAGUUACCGAAAAGUCCCCUGACUAUACCCAAUUGGAGCUGCUAUGCAAGUGCCUAAAGAAAGAGUUAUCAGACAAAAGAUUUUUGUUGGUUCUAGAUGAUGUAUGGGAUUUAGAGUGGUGGGAACAAAUAAAGACCCUGUUGGUAGAGGGUGCAGUGGGUAGUGCAGUUCUGAUAACCACUAGGAAGAAACAAGUCUCUGGUGAUGUUAACUCAAUAUACAUGCAUAAACUGGAGCGAUUAUCUCAAGAAGAAAGCUGGCACUUGUUUGUGAUAAAUGCACUGAAAGAAGACAAGAGUGAAUACGACUUGGUAAGGGAAAAUGUGAAAGAUAUCGGGGAAAGAAUAGUACAAAAAUGUGGCGGCUUGCCGCUUGUGAUCCAAACAGUCGGGCGUUUGUUGCGUUCAAAGAAGAUAGGGAGGCAUGAAUGGACAGUUGCGGAGAAGAGCGGGAUCUGGGAAUGGAAAAUGCCCUCAUCUUCUUCUCCAUAUGGUGACAUUCUUCCUGGACUGGUGCUAAGCUACGAUGACUUGUCACCUUGUUUGAAGAACUGCUUUGUCUAUUGCAGUGUGUACCCAAAGGAUUAUGAAAUACAAAAGAAUGAGUUGAUCAUGCAAUGGAUAGCCCAUGGAUUAGUUGAAGAAGCUAACGGGGUUGACAUGGAAGCGAGAGCAAACGAUUAUCUUAAUGAUUUGAUAGACCGAUGCUUGAUAGAAGAAACAAAAAAGGGUGUCAAACUGCAUGAUAUUCUACAUGAUCUUGCCCUGUACAUUGGUGGAAAAGAAUACAGUCAUAAUUCUGCAACUGAGCACACCCGCCACUUGUCUCUUACGGGCGGCUCUUUUAUUGCUCAAAGUGAAUUGCAAACAAGUAAGCUGCAUACAUUGCUGAGUAGCUGCAGCUGUGGAAUUAAUAGCCUAGGCAAGGUCAGGAGCUUGAGAGUGUUGUCAUUGAUAGGUGCUGAUAUAAAAGAGUUGCCAGAUUGCAUUGGAGACCUUGCGCUUUUGAAAUAUCUUGGUCUAAGUGGCACUUGGGUGAAGAGUUUGCCUAGUUCAAUAGGUAGACUCUACAACUUGCAGACACUGAAUUUAGAUGGCAGCCAUAUAGAGGAGUUGCCCAAGGAAAUAGGGGAACUUUGCAACUUGAGGUAUCUUGGAUUGGAAAAGACAGACAAAUUAACAUUUGUGGCUGAAGGACUUGGUAAGCUUACGCAUUUAAGGACCCUAUGCAAGUUCCUUGCGUGUGAAAAUGGGUGCAGUAUUAGGGAGUUGAAAGAGUUGAACAAACUGAAGGGAAGUUUGAAUAUAAUGGGGUUGGGGAGUAUCACUACCAUGACAGACGCAGGUGAAGCACAACUCAACAAAAAGAAGAGCAUAACCGCCCUGCGUUUGGAUUUCUCGAUGCCCAAUGGCGCAACCAGCAGAACUGCUGAUGAUGAUACAGGGGAAUUACAGAAUGAAUCAAAGAGACAGGGUGGUAUACUAGAGGCUUUACAGCCUCCACAUGGCCUCGAGAACUUGGAGCUAUCCUGCUACAAAGGAGGCGCGCUGCCAAGCACUUGGUAUCUGGAGUCCAACUAUGCCAAUCUGCAGACAUUGAGGUUGUCCUGUUGCUCUCACUUGGGGACGAUGCCCGUCGUGCCUGCGCUCAAGUCAUUGACAUUGGAAAAAUGUGACGACCUUAUGCUGCUAACUAGCAUGCCCGCCCUUGUGAAGCUUGAAGUGAAGGAAUGCAAUAAAUUGAAUUCAGUUGCAAACAUGCCCGUCUUAAGGAAGUUGAAGUUGUCGUCCUGUCAGGUGCUAAACGAUCUCCCAUGCUUUCCUUCACUUGAGGAACUCAAGCUGCAGUACUUGAACAUUUUCAGAGGAUGGCCGAUGGAGAAAGGGCAAGAAGGGACCACUGCCAUGCCACACCUCAGAACACUGGAAGUGUCAGGUUGCGCAGAGCUCAAGGCCUUGCCUCCAUGUCUAGAAUCGCUUGAAGAAAUGACAAUGUUUGGUUUACCCAAAUGGGAGGGAUUUGAAGGGGGAACAGGGGAAGCUGCAGCACUGCCAUGCCUAAAAAAUGCGCAAUUGGUGAUGUGCCCAAAUAUGCAGAUGGAAGGGCUCCUCCCUGCUUUAUCAAAGGGUCAUGAGAUCGAGCUUCAACAAUUGACUGUACUGGUGAGCCCAUGUGCGAGACUCAAGUUGGACGCCUUCACUCGUCUGCCCAAACUCACGGAGCUCAGGACAAGCAACGAGUUGUUGCAAUGUGGAGAUGGUGAUGAACCGCCAUUGCCAUCACAGGUAUCCUCGUUUCUACCCUCCCUCAGGAUUCUACAUUUGUGGGGAGGGGAACCCAAUGCCAAUUGGGGAAAGGUGCCAGAUUGGGUGUGGGGUCUCACCCAAGUGGAAGAGAUAUGGCUGUAUGAUUUCCCAGAGCAGACAAGUUUGGGAGGAGGCCACUGGCAAAACUUCAAACAGCUUAAAGGGCUCUAUAUAAGAAAGUUCCCCAAACUGAGGUAUCUUGUGGACAUGCUUCCCCGACCUGCAAAUGCAGCAGAGGAAGAAGAAGAGGGGGAGCAUGGUAGUGCAGGAUUGGUGCCAGAACAAGAACAGAUCGCGUCGCUCUCAAGGCUUGAAGAUUUGGAUUGUUACAACUGCCCCUUGCUUUUAUUGCCUAGAGACUACUUGCCAGGCGUCCGUAUUAGCUACAAAUAAGAUGGGGACUCUCCAAUUUUAUAACACGUCGUGUGGUUCAAGGUCUUUCUUUUAGCUGGUUUUCUUCAAAUUUGAUUUGAAUUAUGAUCUCAGAUCUUAUGAGACAAAAAAAAUCGUGAAUUGAA